GGUGUAGGGGGCUGAACCAUGAACCUGCAGCGUGCGUGUGUAUGAGUGAAAGAGGCGGCGGGGCUCCACCAGGAUGUGGUAGUGAAGGGGGAGGAAGCACCACCGCAUGUUGGCAGCACUCUCGUGUCGGCCGGCCGUGGAGAGAGGAAGCGGUGCCGCUCAGCCGGGAGCUCGGCUGUACGCCGAAGCUGGGGGAUCGCGGAUGUUGCGGAUGGAAAGGGGCGAGUCGGACGCCAUCUGACAACGUGGAGAGCGAUCGAUGCGAGGUCUGAGCUGUUCGCGGAGAUUGGAUCUCUAAAAACCUGCGAAGUAAUCGCCCUUCGAUUGGCGGGGGUAAGGUUUCUGCAGGUCCGCUGUCUGGCUGGAUAUCCGUCCACGUAUCAAGGGCAGCGUUGAUGCAGCAUGCGGACUGAAUCGGGAGAGUAUGGGAACACCCCCCUCCACUGACUCUCGUGUUACUUUGUUGCGAACUUUUCUUUUUUAUCAUUUUUGGUUACUUUUUAUUGCCCGAAGGAGCAUUUUGAAACUUUUGGUUGGGAGAGAAAAGGCGUGGAAAUGAGCGCCGAGGCGAAAAGCGCGGCGCACCAAGCGGAUCCAGACGGGACGAGCUCCCGGGAUAAGAAACGGGGACAUGAACAAGACGGAGCGUACGGUCCGCCGGGGAGCGCCGCGGACCCACCGCAUCCCGCCGACCCAGAGAGGGAACCGCGGUCCUCCGCCGCCGAUGUCACUCGCAUGUGGAUUCAGUUCGCCAAGACCUUCGCUGUCAUUUUCCCCAUUUACGUGCUGGGGUAUUUCGCCUUUAGCUUCAGUUGGGUUUUAAUAGGGCUGGCCCUUUUUUUCUGGUGGAGAAGGAAUAAAGGAAAUAAAAAUGGCAGGCUGAACAGAGCUUUGGCUUUCCUGGAGCAAGAGGAGCAAACGUUCCGGCAGGGUCUCCCAGCUUCGGAGCUGCCACCAUGGGUUCACUUCCCAGACGUAGAGAGGGUAGAGUGGUUAAACAAGACAGUCAAACAGAUGUGGCCGUACAUCUGCCAGUUUGUGGACAAACUGUUUCGUGAGACCAUCGAGCCGGCGGUGAAGGGAGCCAACCCCCACCUCAACACGUUCUGCUUCACCAAGAUCGACAUGGGGGACAAGCCCCUCCGAAUCAACGGCGUGAAGGUUUACAGCGAGAACGUGGACAAGAGGCAGAUCAUCAUGGACUUGCAGAUAAGCUUCGUGGGGAACACGGAAAUCGAUGUGGACAUCAAGCGCUACUAUUGCAGGGCCGGCAUUAAGAGCAUACAGCUGCAUGGUGUGUUGAGGGUCGUCAUGGAGCCUCUUCUUGGAGACAUGCCCUUGGUUGGAGCCUUGGCCAUCUUCUUUCUGAAGAAACCGCUUCUGGACAUCAACUGGACCGGCCUGACGAACAUGCUGGAUAUUCCUGGGCUUAAUGGCCUGUGCGACAACCUGAUCCAGGACAUCAUCUGCAACUACCUGGUCAUGCCCAACCGCAUCACCAUACCUCUGGUGGGUCAGGUGCAGCUGUCGCAGCUUCGCUUCCCCAUGCCCAAGGGGAUCCUGAGGAUCCACUUCCUGGAGGCGCAAGACCUGCUGGGCAAAGACAAAUUCCUGCGGGGGCUGAUCAAAGGGAAGUCGGACCCCUACGGCGUGGUUCAGAUUGGGAACCAGCUCUUCCAGAGCAAGACCAUCAAAGAGACCGUCAACCCCAAGUGGAACGAGGUCUACGAGGCCCUCGUGUACGAGCACUCGGGACAGCAUGUGGAAAUCGAGCUUUUUGACGAGGACCCUGACAAAGACGACUUCCUGGGAAGUUUAAUGAUUGACAUGACAGAACUACACAAGGAGCAGAGGGUGGAUGAGUGGUUUGAGCUAGAUGAAGUCUCCACUGGGAAACUUCACCUGAAGCUCGAGUGGCUCUCCCUCCUGCCCACGCCGGAGAAGCUAGACCAGGUGCUGACGAGCAUCAAGGCGGACAGAGGGCAGGCCAACGACGGCCUCUCCUCUGCGAUUCUGCUCAUUUACCUGGACUCCGCUCGUAACCUCCCUAGUGUCUUCGAAGGCAGCUUUGGCAGUGGAUACUUAAAAGAGAGGAGAGCUUCGGGCCUAGUCUUUUGUGAGAAUACUACCUCACUCUAUAGAACGUUAUUUCGCAAUCCGUUAGAGUUCAACUAUGACGGGUUGAAGAGAAGCUCAGUCAAUAAGGCCCUGAAGUCCGGCAAGAAGGUGAGCAGCGAUCCCAACCCAUUCGUCCAAUUUACUGUUGGACACAAAACGUUCGAGAGUAAGACUCGACACAAGACCAAUGAGCCGGUGUGGGAGGAGGCUUUUACCUUCCUUAUACACAACCCCAGAAGUCAGGAGCUGGAGGUGGAGGUGAAGGACGAUAAGCACGCCUGCUCCCUGGGCACCUUGUCUCUCCCCCUGCGCCCCCUGCUGGAAGCUGAGGACAUGACACUUGACCAGCGGUUCCCCCUCUGUAACUCGGGGCCUGAGUGCACACUGAAAAUGAAGGUGGUGCUGAGGGUUCUCUGCCUGGAGAAGCUUCACCCAUCGGACCAGCCGUCCUCGGUCCAGGUGAGGAAGGCCAGCGUCAGUGUCAAUGCCGGUGACAAGACAGGUGGGGUUAGUGGCAGAAAGGAGCAGCCCCCCACCCCGGUGGCCAAGUCAACCGCAAGCAGGACGCCGGACUCCGUGGCGGCCCCCCCGACCCCCGCGGCGGCGCCUCCCACCUGCAACCCGGAGCGGCAGGCGCCGGAGUGCCCGGGUAGCCCCGCCCAGCUGGCCAGGGCGGGCUUAAGCUCCUCCAGCCUGGCCGUCUCGGGCUCCCAGACCCAGCUGGCCGCCAAGGAACCCACUCCUAGCAUCGCCUCCGACAUCUCCAACCCCUUCGCCACCCAGGAGCUGCAGCAGAGGCUGCGGCAGCUGCAGAAUGGUUCCGCCCCCAACCACUUCCCCCUGGGCGAGGUGCAGCUGACAGUGAGACACAGCUCCCAGAGAAAUAAGCUGAUGGUAGUAGUGCAUGCUUGCAGGAACCUCAUCGCCAUCACGGAGAGCGGCUCGGACCCCUACGUGCGUUUGUACCUGCUUCCCGACAAGCGGCGUUCCGGCAGGAGAAAAACCCACACCAUAAAAAAGACGCUGAACCCAGUGUAUGACCACACGUUUGAGUUCAGCGUCUCUCUAGCGGAGCUCCACAGGAGGCCCCUGGACGUGGCUGUCAAAAAUGGGGGCGGGCUGCUGUCCAAACACAAGGGGCUUCUGGGAAAGGUGCUGGUUGAUCUGAUGUGUGACGACAUCUCCAAAGGCUGGACUCAGUGGUUUGAGCUGACGGAGGAUGGCUCGAGAAGAACACUUGAUACUUAAAGGAGUGUUACGGGGAUGGGGGAGGGACUCGUCAUAUAACUUUGUUCCGUUUUUACAAACAUCACUGAUGUAACAACCUAUUCUAAAGUGUUACAUUUUAGCCAUCACGAUCAUUGUUAUUUAACAAGCGAAGCCUAAUUUUCCUUUUAUAUAAUUAUACCUUUAUAAAUGUCCCUGUUUACCCCCGAUUUUUGCUAAUGUUUUGUGUGCAAUAGGUAAAAAAAGGAAGAGUGUGGUACCCAAGAACGGGUCUUCAUUUCAAAGCAAUGAUGUUCAGGAUAUAUGGAGAGAUCGCGCUACCUGUGGUCCGCGUACGGCGUGUAAUCAGCGGGGGUGUUCAGUGUUACCUGAUGAGCUGUAUCAAGUAUUUUUUAAGAAGGAAAAUUUACAUUGUGCUUUUGAAUGAACGGAAUUAAAAGAAAAAGGGGUUUUUGAACCCAGUCUGGUCAGCUGGCGCAGGCCGGUUUUACGAUCUGUCAAAGACAACCAAAGAGGCAAGUUUUUCAUCGUGUUUCCGGUGCCAUUCGAAGCCAAAUGCAUCUGUACGUCGUGCUUUAUAUUCCUCUCGUGUAUUAAAUUUAAUUCUCGUAUCGGUAUGUUUUUACCUUCAUUUUUUUGUUUGUUUGUAUUAUACGCAUAAGAGUCCUUACGCAAUACUGCGAUUGGACAUCAAAUUAUUCUGCUUCCAUUUUUUUCACAUGGCCGUCCAUCUCAGAAAUCAGCCAGGAGCUUUUUAUUCCAAUAUGGAUGUUAUUUUGUAGUAACGGUCUCACUGCGGAUUUAGUUAAGCGCACGUACUUUACGCACACUUCAUAUUUAAUACGACCUCGCCGCACUGCAUGCAACAUGCCUUCUGAGUGAGGUAUUACGUUGAUCUGUGUGUAUCGACGGGGUUCACUGCUGUAGUUGUCACAAAACACAUUAAUUACGUGAAUGUUUUUGAACGCGUAUCCGGUAUCGAUGUCAAGUAUCUCUGUAAGGUAUAAUCAGAAUGACAAUCGGGACUACAGAGAAGGUUUCGGACAGUUUCAUGUUUUAAAUGGACCACGUCAUUUUAUGAUGUCGUUACCAGAACUUUGAAUAUUCGCUCGCCUUUUUCCUUUCUCUAAAAGGGAACUCAUGAGAAUGAAAGUUGUCUGUUUGGUAUUUUCCUACUUCCACAGCAAGCUGAUAUGCCUCUGUAACUUAUUUAUCUGGUGCCUUAAAAAUGACUAUUCAGAUAUGUAAAGACGCUUUUAAGGUUUCUGUACUUGAGAAUGUCUCCUCAAAAGCUUUUAAAUAAAUAAAGAGCUAUUACUGUACUUAG
Molecule: messenger RNA, 4672 nt
Organism: Brienomyrus brachyistius
Lineage: Eukaryota; Metazoa; Chordata; Actinopteri; Osteoglossiformes; Mormyridae
Product: extended synaptotagmin-2-like
Exons: 24
Coding region: 556-3366 (936 amino acids)
Biological process (GO): lipid transport
Molecular function (GO): lipid binding
Source: RefSeq, a predicted model, not a curated record